Adineta ricciae is the source of this 3075-nucleotide messenger RNA. The record is from the annotation of a GenBank genome assembly. NCBI's taxonomy places the organism in Eukaryota, Metazoa, Rotifera, Eurotatoria, Adinetida, Adinetidae.
AUGGCUGUAUCAUUGAAUUACCGAUCUAUUUCAAUAAGCAGAAUACAAGAUCUUCUCUCGGAUAAAGAUCGAGAGCGGUUGUGCUUUCUUCUCGGAGAAAGUACCCCGCAAAUUAUGCCCGAGAACUGUUCAAUUGGUGAAACUUUUCGUGUGCUUGAGUCGUUUCUCGAAAAGGGGAUCAUCAGCAACCAAGAUUACGAUGCUCUCAUCCAAGCAUUUACGAAUAUUCACUGUUAUGACGCUGUGAAACAAGUAGAAGUCUAUCGAACAGAUCAGGCAUGCAAAAAUCAACGAUCUGUCUCGAUACAAGAGAUCCUAUCACAGGGCAAUGCAGAAGCUAAGAUUGAUCACAAUAUAACCAUCUGUGAUCUAUCGGAGUCGGUGAAAACUAAAAAGCCAGAAAAGAUUAUUCAAUCUCGAUGCAAAAAUCUGGCGUUUAAUGGGUCACGAAACAUUCGUCAACGAAUUCUAAUUGGUUUUAUUGUUCUAGGUGUAAUGAGUCUCCCAUUCGUGAUUGUUCUAUCAAAGAAGUAUAUUGAACGAACUUCAAAAAUCAAACAAGCAACUAAAUUGAUCAACAUCGGAUGGAAGCACUAUACGGCGGCAGAAUACUCAAAAGCCCUUCAAAACUAUGAUGCAGCUCUCUCAAUUCGAAUGCAAAUCUUGCCUCACUCUGAUCCAAAUUUCGCAACCGCCCACAACUACAUCGGUUUAGUCUACAACCGUUUAGGAAAGCACUCAACCGCUCUCGAAUAUCACCAGAAGGCACUUGCAAUACUCGAGAAAACCUUUCCAGUGCUUCAUUCACUCUUAGCCAUGACCUACAACUACAUCGGUUCCGAUUAUUCUGAGAUGGGUGACCACUCCAGGGCACUUGAAAACCACGAAAAGGCGCUUGCCAUUGAAGAGAAAUUUCUUCCAGAUUCACAUCCCGAUUUAGCAACCAGCUACAACUACUUAGGUUUGGUUUACUUAAGUAUGGGUGACCACUCAAGAGCUCUUGAAAAUCACAAGAAGGCUCUUGCUAUUCGGCAGAAGACUCUUCCUCCGUCUCAUCCAGAUGUAGCCACCACCUACAACAACAUAGCUGCGGUUUAUCAUGACAUGGGUGACCACUCAAGAGCACUUGAAUACUACGAAAAGGCGUUUGCUAUUUUGGAGAAAACUCUGUCUCCGUCUCAUCCACGUUUAGCCGGCAGUUACAACAACAUAGCUGCGGUUUACUUUAGCAUGGAUGACUACGCCAGAGCUCUUGAAAACCACAAGAAGGCCCUUACUAUUCGGCAGAAAUCUCUUCCUGCAUUUCAUCCAGAUUUAGCGAUCAGUUACAACAACAUAGCUGCGGUUUACGGUGACAUGGGUAACCACUCAAAAGCACUUGAAUAUUACGAAAAGGCGCUUGGUAUUUGGCAAAAAACUCUUCCUGAAUUUCAUCCACAUUUAGCCGCCAGUUACAACAACAUAGCUUCGGUUUACUCUAGCAUGGGUGACUACUCAAGAGCACUUAAAAACCACCAGAAGGCUCUCGGUAUUCAGCACAAAACUCUGCCUCCGUCUCAUCCAGAUUUAGCGGUCAGUUACAACAAUAUAGCUGCGGUUUAUCGUCACAUGGGUGACCACUCAAGAGCAAUUGAAAAUCACCAGAAGGCCUUUGCUAUUCGGCAGAAAUCUCUUCCUGCAUUUCAUCCAGAUUUAGCGAUCAGUUACACCAACAUAGCUGCGGUCUAUGGUGACAUGGGUGACCACUCAAGAGCUCUUGAAAAUCACAAGAAGGCCCUUGCUAUUGAAGAGAAAAUUCUUCCUGCAUUUCAUCCAGAUUUAGCCACCACCUACAACAACAUAGCUUCCGUUUAUCAUGACAUGGGUGACCACUCAAGAGCACUUGAAUAUUACGAAAAGGCCCUUGCUAUUCGGCAGAAAUCUCUUCCUGCAUUUCAUCCAGAGUUAGCCGUCACUUACAACAACAUGGCUUUGGUUUACUCUAGCAUGGGUGACCGCUCAAGAGCCCUGGAAUACUACGAAACAGCGUUUGCUAUCUUGCAGAAAACUCUUCCUGCAUUUCAUCCACAUUUAGCCGGCAGUUACAACAACAUAGCUGCGGUUUACGGUGACAUGGGUAACCACUCAAAAGCACUUGAAUAUUACGAAAAGGCGUUUGCUAUUUUGGAGAAAACUCUGCCCCCGUCUCAUCCACAUUUAGCCGCCAGUUACAACAACAUGGGUCUGCUUUACUGUAGCAUAGGUGACUACUCAAGAGCACUUGAAAAUCACCAGAAGGCCUUUGCUAUACGGCAGAAAUCUCUUCCUGCAUUUCAUCCAGAUUUAGCCACUACCUACAACAACAUAGCUUCGGUUUAUCAUCAUAUGGGUGACCAGUCAAGAGCUCUUGAAAAUCACAAGAAGGCCCUUGGUAUUCGGGAGAGAUCUCUUCCUGCAUUUCAUCCAGAUUUAGCCACUAGUUACAACAACAUAGCUGCGGUUUACUCUAGUAUGAGUGAGCACUCAAGAGCACUUGAAAACCACCAGAAGGCUCUCGAUAUUCAGCACAAAACUCUGCCUCCGUCUCAUCCACAUUUAGCCGGCAGUUACAACAACAUAGGUCUGGUUUACUCUAGCACAGGUGACCACUCAAGAGCACUUGAAUACUGCGAAAAGGCGUUUGCUAUUUUACAGAAAACUCUGCCUACGUCUCAUCCGACUUUAGCCACCAGUUACUACAACAUAGCUUCGGUUUAUCAUCAUAUGGGUGAUCGGUCGAGAGCACUUGAAAACUACCAAAAGGCACUCGGUACUUGGCAAAAAACGUUGUCAUCGUCUCAUCCAAAUUUAGUUAGAGUGUACAAUAACAUUGGUUUUUUGUAUUUCAAGAUGGGGAAGAAGUCCAAUGCGCUCGAAAACUAUGCGAAAGCAGUUAAAAUUGAAGAGAAAAGUGUAUCGCCGAAUUAUGGAAGUUUAGCCAAAAUGUAUAACAAUAUGCGUGUAGUGUACGAAAGUUUGGGGGAAGAAGCAUCUGCCCAUGAAUAUCAGAAAAAGGCGCUUGAAAUGGAACAGAAGUCUAAUCUGGUGAAAGCUUAA